Molecule: messenger RNA, 282 nt
Organism: Myotis myotis
Lineage: Eukaryota; Metazoa; Chordata; Mammalia; Chiroptera; Vespertilionidae
Product: insulin-like
Exons: 2
Coding region: 1-282 (93 amino acids)
Biological process (GO): glucose homeostasis; positive regulation of protein secretion
Cellular component (GO): extracellular region
Molecular function (GO): hormone activity
Source: RefSeq, a predicted model, not a curated record
AUGGCCCUAUGGACGCGCCUCCUGCCCCUGCUGGCCCUCUGGGCGCCCGCCCCCGCGCAGUCUGAGGACCAGCACCUGUGCGGCGAGUAUCUGGAGGAUGUGAUGACCAUAACAUGCGGAGAUCGGGGCUUCAAGAAUCCCAUGGCCCCCCUGGAGCUGCCCGACCCACAGGGCGUCCUGAACCGCAUCUCCCUGGAGGAGCUCCUGCAGAAUAGCGGCAUCGUGGAGGAGUGCUGCAUCAACGUCUGCUCAUUGUAUGAGUUGGAGAGAUACUGCAACUAG